AUGACAUCCCUGACUUUUUCCAGGUUGAAAGAAGAAUGUCAUGGGGCUGGGAAGACAGACUUGGAGCAGCUGUGGAAGGACUGGAAUAGGAGGGUUGGGUCACAGAGUUUCCUAAGAGGCGCUGAGGAGGAAAAGGAGCCACUGGAAGUGGCUGUUAGGAGGCUUGACUACUUCCACAAGCAGCUGGCCAAGGAAGUACCUUGCUCCAAAGAGAAGCAGGUACUCUUGAUCCAAAAAAUGAGUGAGCCAUCAGAUCAACAGAGUGAACCAUCAGAUCAACAGAGUUCCCUGCAAGAGAACGAAACAGAUGAGAAUUCUCCUGAGAAAAGCUCUCAAACCAGGCAGAAGCUAUCGCAAAUUCAGCGACAGUCAAAAAACCUGUCAUUGGAAAACUCUGGACCGCAGAUGACCGACUUUGAUCUGGUACCCAGAAAACUGAAAAAGAAAGCACAGAUGUCAAAGAAGAAUGAGGAUUUUCCUGAGAAAAACAAACCCAAGAGGAAAUAUGACGAGAAUGGCAAGCUGAUCAGCAAUGCCCUAGACCUGUGUGAUUGUCUGGAUAAGAACUGCGUGGGCUGUUUACCCUGCCCCAAGUGCAACUCCAGGAAGUGUGGGCCCGAGUGCCGCAACAACCGGUGCUGGGUAUAUGAUGACAUAGUUGAUGAGUCCGGGGAUGUUGUCAGUACCCUGCCCUUCAGUGUCCCAGAGUAG
Messenger RNA from Suncus etruscus (white-toothed pygmy shrew), 711 nucleotides. Its product is annotated as ARL14 effector protein-like. Lineage: Eukaryota; Metazoa; Chordata; Mammalia; Eulipotyphla; Soricidae. The record is from RefSeq and is a predicted model, not a curated record. Gene Ontology annotation, cellular component: intracellular membrane-bounded organelle.